This is a messenger RNA of Daldinia decipiens, 1869 nucleotides long. Its product is annotated as Thioesterase/thiol ester dehydrase-isomerase. The transcript is spliced from 3 exons. The record is from RefSeq and is a predicted model, not a curated record. The coding region runs from base 508 to 1389 and encodes 293 amino acids. Lineage: Eukaryota; Fungi; Ascomycota; Sordariomycetes; Xylariales; Hypoxylaceae.
GGACCCUUCCAAUACAUAUGAUGGCGGUGGGUUUCAUGUCCCUUGCAGAUCCCAGAUGUGCCCCUCUCAUGCCGACGCUAGUAGCAUCAUUUUUUCAGACGUCAGGCCUUCUAGAAUGUAUUUAGAUGUACCUAAUUACUAUGUACUGCUUAUCAGACAAAUCUUUAUCCCGGCUUACCUAAUAUGAUAAAACUUACCUCGGUAUUUUUCUUGCCGGGCAAAAAGUGGCCCCUAGAAUUAGCGGCUGACGGACAAUUUGGAGCGACUAGGAGCGAAAUCCGUUGGGAAUUUGCAUCCGCAAGAAUCCAGCCAGGAGUCCAGCCAGAAGUCCAGCCAGCCAGCCAGCCAGCCAGCCAAGAAAGAAACCUGGCGAAGUUUCUCAACAACAAGGCCGCUACGGAUAUGUCGACGAGGAAUAUUCUAGCACUGGAUCUGAUUUAAUUGGUUAGGAGAUAUAGUCCGCUGGCUCGGGAGUCCCCACCUGGUGGUUAAUCCCUAUCAUUAACCAUGCUGGCCGCGCGAAUGCGAGUCGGUGCCCUUAUUAGGGGUCGCCGCCAGAAAUUGACCGUAUAUCCGACUAUAAAUCAGAUCCUGCGUCCGAGCCCGUCUUCGGUUAGUCGCUUUGUCAGCACACUCCCAGCCGCAGACCCGUCCUUAUCGCCCAACCCUUCCCUCUUACGCCGUGUCGCCUCCGUUAUAGCUAUCGGCCUAUUCUUCACCUCCCUCGGCAUCGCAAUGGCAGCAGCACCGGCAGCGCCGAUCAUCAAUAAUCUCCUCAACCCGCCCACAGACGAGGAGACCCUGACCAUGUUCGAGCCGGAAACGGAUCACGAGCGUGAGGUCGAGGAGUUCAUCAACAAUCACCCGCUCACUAAGGGGAUGCGAACCAAAAAGGAAUUCUACGAGUCGAGACCGCAUCUCAAGAUCCCAGCCCCUUACCGGGUCUACAACCUGACGGGUGGCACGCUUAUGGGACCAGGUAGGGUAGUCGUGCCGCCGGUGGCCUUCGUCGAGGCGGGCGGCAAGUCUAUAGUCUCAAUAUCGUACCUGGGUCACGAACUAUGCGGCCACCCGGGCAUAGUGCACGGAGGGCUCCUCGCGACAAUACUCGACGAGGGUCUGGCGCGGUGCUGUUUUGCCGCAUUACCGCAUAAGGUGGGCUUGACCGCCAAGCUAAACAUCAACUACCGUGCCCCAGCACAUGCGGAUUCGUACAUCGUGCUCAGGGCUACGACGACAAAGGUAGAAGGACGCAAGGCCUGGGUCGAGGGCCGCAUCGAAACCCUGGUGGGCGAAGGCGAGACUCCGGUGGUCCUCGCGGAGGCGACGGCUUUGUUCGUGUCUCCUAAACACGCAGCGAUGAUGAUGAACUUGUACCCAACGGCAUAAAGGUAGACGAUGGCAUUGUGAUGAAUAGACCUUUAGAUCGGGAUAGACAAGACUUUACGCCUGGCACGGAGUUGGAAUGAGAGCCGGCAAUGCUUGAUAUUUGUUCGUUUUCGAGGUAUCUAUUCGAACCUUAUAGAGGUCGGAGGCCGAAUGGAUCGGACCGUCUGGACACUUGCCCGGGAAUUAUUCAAUACCCUGUACACCAAAUCCCCCAUAUACCCAUGCAAGCACAUAUUACAGUUUUGCGUUAAUUUUCUGUGUGUUUACUGAACCUUAUUAGCAUGUGAUAAGGAAGACGUAUUUAUUGUCUGAAAGAAAUAGAGGCGAAGAGAUGUCCCGACGAUAUUUUUUUCUUCGGAGCAAAUAAAUCUUAUUAUUACAUGAGGGCUAUAUAAAUUAUUGCUUUGCUUUAGUAGAUGAUAAUUCAUAGGCCAGAGUGAAGAUUAGGAAUACGUUAAACAUGCGGCAUACCAAGACAUG